AUGGAGCCAAACACCUCCUCCUCCGACGCCGUGACCUCCUCUGCAAUCAUCAAGCAAGAACAAUUAACCUCCAAGCAUGCCAAGAGCCUUUUCUCGCCGUCCUCGUCCUUAUGGCCGUUGUCUCAUGGCCUCAUCUCUUCGUCUGGAUCCAAAUCCGGAUCGUCGGCGAUGGGGGACGGCUCCUUCUCCAUCCAUGAGGUCGCGGCAUCGCAAUCCUUGCCCUCAUCCUUCUUGCUCCCCACACGCGACAUGGUCCACUUGACCGGUGAGGAUGUAUCCAACAGUCUAAGAGCACCGAUGGCCACCCCUUCCAUGGCACUGCUCGGUGGCCAGCCGUGGCAUAGGUUGGUGCCGCCAUCGUCGUGGGCAGCCUUGGGAUCAUCCACAUGCCCCAGCCAGAGCUCCCCCUCGUGGUUUACUGGCCAGUCGGCGGCGGCAUUGUUGGAUCAGAUCUCGGCGUACCCAAAGGAGAUGUCCUUCUUGUUGCCGAUAUCUGGCUCUGGCCUGCCGCCGCGGAACAGCAACAACAACUACUUCGGGUUUCCACAGCAGGCAUCGGGCAGUCAGCUGGCCCCGCUGCCGGCGAGCUUGCGCAUACCUUCACUAGAGGAGGCAAGCACACACAACAUGUUAAGCACCACCGGCAGAGCCAUGCCCUGGCACCGUGGCGACUUGUCUGUGGACGUUGGCAGCUCCAUUUCCUCCUUGCCGAAUCUGACCACCGGAGGCAUGAAGGCACCCAUGCCACCACUGAAGCCAGCAUCAUCCCAGGGUGCAGGAGCCAGCAGCAACGUCAUCAACUUUUCCCCGUGGCCAUCCUCGAAUUCUGAGCUCGCUGCACUUCCAGCAAGCCUACAAGCACCCUUGCUGCCAGAGAAGCAGGGUCCCAUCGAUGCCACAGCCGCACGCCGUGAUCCUGAUUUCAUAUCUCUCAUCAACAGUGAAGAGUAUGAGCUAGAUCAGGACAACCCCAAUGCCAAGGACGUGAGUUGGGAGACUGCAUUGAAGCAUCUGGAGGGUACCAAGAUCACCGGGAGCACACCUUGUCACCAUGGAAGCUUGUCCAUGGGCAUCAACAAUUCCAGCUCCACGCCAAAGCUACUGCUACCACUUCCACCAUCAUCACUGACAGGAGCUAGUAGCAGCCGCAGCCCUGUCACAAGGGUCAUUUUCACUGAUGCUGAGAAGGAGAUCAUCAGGAAGGACAAGAACUUGCAGGAGCUUGUGAACAAAGAACCCAAGAAGGUGAAGAGGUUGUUAUCAAACCGGAUAUCUGCAGCAAAGAGAAAGGCGAUCAAGGAUAUCCACACCCUUGAGCUCGAACUAAAGGUUGAGACACUACAAAGCAAGUACAACACUUUGUUUGCACAAUUUCAGUUGCAACAGGAGCAAUGUGCUGAGAUCGAUAACCAGAACAGGGAGAUGAGCAUGGUGGUGCAGGAGCUGGAGCGCCAGGCGGUGCUCAAAGAUGCUCUAACUGAAGCACUGCAAGCCGAGAUCCAGGCCCUGAAAGAUAUGAAGUUCAAUGCAGUGCAAAUGAGAUCCAAAAAGAACAAAUGCCCAGGGUGCUCAUAUUUUACACCAACAAAAUAG
This is a messenger RNA of Panicum virgatum (switchgrass), 1593 nucleotides long. RefSeq lists its product as uncharacterized. Bases 1 to 1593 code for a protein of 530 amino acids. Gene Ontology annotation, biological process: regulation of DNA-templated transcription. The record is from RefSeq and is a predicted model, not a curated record. Gene Ontology annotation, molecular function: DNA-binding transcription factor activity. Gene Ontology annotation, cellular component: nucleus. Lineage: Eukaryota; Viridiplantae; Streptophyta; Magnoliopsida; Poales; Poaceae. The transcript has 4 exons.